AUGAAACAUCGCCGGAAACGCAUGGAACUCGCCGAAAUUUGCCUAACUUUUUUUCUUGGAGCCUUUUGCUCUCCAAAUCUCCUGCAAAAAUUCGAAUCUCUUCACACUUUCUUAUUCGGUUGCUGGAUUCGUCUCGCCAGAAGAGUAAUCAUGUAUUUUGAUUAUGGAUAUCAUGGGACAUCCUUUGAACAGACAUAUCGCUGUUACCCUGCAUCUUUCAUUGACAAGGCUCACAUAGAAAAUGGUGACAAAAUUAUAAUGCCUCCUUCUGCUCUUGAUCGCCUUGCUUCCCUUCACAUCGAUUAUCCAAUGCUGUUUGAGCUACACAAUGUUGCUACUGAGAGAGUCUCACAUUGUGGUGUUUUGGAGUUCAUCGCAGAAGAAGGCUUAAUAUAUAUGCCUUAUUGGAUGAUGGAAAAUUUGCUUUUACAAGAAGGGGAUCUCGUGAGAGUAAAGAAUACGACCCUUCCAAAGGGUACAUAUGUAAAAUUGCAACCACACACAUCCGACUUUCUCAACAUUUCCAACCCAAAAGCAAUAUUAGAGACGACGCUUAGGAACUUCUCGUGUUUAACAACAGGAGAUAGCAUUAUGGUGGCAUAUAACAAUAAGAAAUAUUACAUUGAUAUUGUUGAAUCAAAGCCUUCUAAUGCAAUCACCAUUAUUGAAACUGAUUGUGAGGUUGACUUUGCUCCUCCUCUUGAUUACAAGGAGCCACAAAGGCUCCCUCUCUCAUCAUCAUCAUCCACCCAAGAUGAAGAAAGUCUACCAGAGGAACCAAAGUUCAACCCGUUUACAGGAUCGGGGAGAAGGUUGGAUGGGAAGGCUUUGACAUACCAACCGCCGCCUGUUUCCACCACCUCCAAAGGGAAACAACCGGCGGUUUCCGGCGGAAGACCUACCGCCGCUUCUAGCUCCCGCCAGACUCAGGGAAAACUCGUGUUUGGUUCUAAUUCUAAUGCUGCUGCCCCUCAAAAGCGAAAGGAAGCUGCUAAAGAGAAGAAAGUGGAAGAACCCACAAAGGAAGAAGCCAAGUUUCAAGCUUUUACUGGAAGAAAAUAUUCGCUAAAGGGUUAACUAUCAAGAGUCAAGAGAACCAUAACUAUGUUUAUUAAUUUCCCUCAAGUCUUUGAUGACUUUUAACUUGUAAAGUAACUUAACUUUAAACGAAAACUUAAAGAUUAGUCAAAUUUACCAUUUAAAACAUUGAGGUUUUGCUGUGUUGCGUUG
Molecule: messenger RNA, 1230 nt
Organism: Lactuca saligna
Lineage: Eukaryota; Viridiplantae; Streptophyta; Magnoliopsida; Asterales; Asteraceae
Source: the annotation of a GenBank genome assembly